AUGGAGUCUCAGAGUUCUGUACGGCGUUCUCUCUUGAUCUCGACGGAGGAUCGGUUUACUCAAUACAGUUUGUUACUAUUCAAGUUGAUCGAACGCAUUAAGACUCACGCGAUAGAGUUAUCACGGAAAUUGUUUCUAAGUGAUAAAGACUUUGAGAUAACGAAAGGCUUAGUGGAGUGUAUGACGAAGAUUGAAAGUCCAUUUUUCGAAGGGAUCUUAAACUAUCAAACGGGCUUUGAUGAAACGACGAAUGAAGAAACAAUUCUCAUCACCUGUGAGAUCGAUCGCCUUGUUUUGGACUACUUUAACUCGGCGAUCUCGAUCGACGCCGUUCGCUAUUUUUCUUCAGAUAUCCAAACACUGUUGGACACGGUACUUGCACUGCGAAAGAGUUUAUCGGACAACUUGAAAACACCAAUCCUUUUCUUAUUCACCGAGAUGUCCGUGAGUAUUCAAAGUGACCCGUCGUCGCCUAUCCCACAGUUGAAAUUGUCUGUUCUUGGAUUUAUAUUACCUUAUGUCAUCGAUUCGAUGAAACAUUUGGAUGGGAUUAGUCCAUAUAUCCCGCCCGAUCUUCAAAAUAAGACGGUAACUAAAAAAGAUGUCACCAAACUGGAAGUUCCCUCCUUUUUAGUCUUAUUACACAAAUUACUCUUUCAGAAGAAUCCCGCAGUGAAUUAUAAACAGAUGACUUCUAUGGCGUUUGGGGACAUCACAACAGACGUCGCACCGCCUAUCCAAUUCUUACAGAAACUCUUUAAGAAAAAGCCCUCUUUUCCAAAGAUCCUCGAGAUGAUGCGAAAGAACGACUUCUUCAAGCAGUGUUGGCAGUUCAAAUACAUUCAGCCGAUACCCAUCGAGUCGAUGUUUAGUGUGUUUGAUAUGUCAUCGGUGAAGAUCUUAGGGAAAGGCGCUUUUGGGUGUGUCUUUUCAGCGUCUCACGUUGGGAACUAUUAUGCUAUUAAAGAGCUUUCUCUCGCAGACGUUGCACUGAAAGAGGUCCGUACUAUGGUGUUAUGUCAUCACCCCAACAUCGUGACGCUCUUCCAAUUCUACACAUCAAAAAUGUCUGUUCGUUCGUUAUUUAAUACAUUAGAGCCUUUAAAGAGUGAGUUGUAUUAUUAUGUAGUGAUGGAGUGUUCUGCAUAUGGCUCGCUCUAUAACUUCAUGUCGAUGAAUAAGAGCGGAGUCUCGUUAGAGUACAUCCAACAGUUCAUGAACGAUAUAAAUAGCGCUAUGGAAUAUCUCAUCUUCACACGACAAAUCAUCCAUCGCGAUUUAAAGACACAAAAUGUUUUGGUCUUCCAAGACCAAACAAAAAAGAUCGGGUUAACUCUCAAAUUGUGCGACUUCGGGUCAAGCAGACUCAUCGGAGAUAACAUCUUCGACACCUUCUUCGUGGGGACAGGACAUACUAAUCAACCGGAAAUUUCUCAUGGCAAAAUAUAUAACGAAAAGUGCGACUUAUUCUCCAUCGGUGUCAUGCUCUAUGAAAUGAUUACGGGGAUCAUGCUUAAUGUGAAGAAAGACCCUUCGGUUCCUAUCCAAAAUUAUUACACAUUUUAUCAACAGAAGUUGCUCGAGUUGAUGAACAACAGAUCAAACUUCGUCGCUGGUAAACAACAGAAUUUCGAGAUCCUCGUAGACUUGAUGCGUGGACUCUUCGUCGACCAAACUCAGCGCCCAACUUGGGAACAGUACCUUCAACACCCUUUUUUCAAAAUAAUAUUUGUUUAG
Entamoeba invadens IP1 is the source of this 1737-nucleotide messenger RNA. Its product is annotated as mitogen-activated protein kinase kinase, putative. NCBI's taxonomy places the organism in Eukaryota, Evosea, Mastigamoebida, Endamoebidae. The transcript is spliced from 2 exons. The record is from RefSeq and is a predicted model, not a curated record. Gene Ontology annotation, molecular function: protein serine/threonine kinase activity; ATP binding. Gene Ontology annotation, cellular component: cytoplasm. Gene Ontology annotation, biological process: peptidyl-serine phosphorylation; autophagy. The coding region runs from base 1 to 1737 and encodes 578 amino acids.